AUGGCCGCGUUUCUCAUCCUCACCGGUGGUCAUGAGCACACUCAUCAAUUCAUCUCCUACGUUGGAAAAGGCAAGAUCGACACGCCCCCCGAGUUCAAAAUUAGCUGGUAUCCCGGGCCUGAAGCCGGUGCAUACUUCGAAAUGGACAGAACGCGAGGAAUUGCGGAGAUGAUCCCGAACGAAGAUGACCCCAUGAAGGUAGGACUCUCUGUUGCGAGUUGCAUGCUUCGAUCACGUUCUCACUCGCUUUAG
This is a messenger RNA of Penicillium macrosclerotiorum, 252 nucleotides long. RefSeq lists its product as uncharacterized. Bases 1 to 252 code for a protein of 83 amino acids. The record is from RefSeq and is a predicted model, not a curated record. The transcript has a single exon. Lineage: Eukaryota; Fungi; Ascomycota; Eurotiomycetes; Eurotiales; Aspergillaceae.